CCACACCUCCACCACAUCCUGUACCCAGAGAUUAGAACGUCUACAAUUGCCUCUCUUAUUUAUAAACCACAUCAGAGCACUUUGCUCAGUCGAGAGUUCAUGUGUGGGACUGGGAGAUGUCCGCCUCACUAGGGGUCACAACCUCGGGUUGAAGAAGCCACAAGUUCAGAAAAUUGUCAGGAAAAACUGUUUUGGAGUGAUAAUUGUGAAUUAUUGGAAUAACCUGCGAGAGAGUGUUGUGACGGCACCGAGUGAUAUCAUUUACUAACACUGACUCAAGUACAGAUACAUUCUGAAGUCAGUACUUGCCUACAGUACUUGUGUAUCAAACGUUACCGACCGCCCAAGCGUUAUCAGGCCGGUCAGUGUGUCUAGGAGAGUAAAGGUAAAGCACAAGUUGCUAUUUAAGAGUGUACAGUGUCGUGAACACCAACAGUAUCGAGUGGGUCAGUUGCAUGGACACUCAGACAUACAUAGUCUCUGUACAUGUUUGAUUGAAUAUUUUUUGGAAUAAUAAGAUAUUUAAAUUAUAUUAGAUCAGGAUAAAGAACUUAGUGAAAGUGGUUAGUGGCGUAUUAUCAGAUAGCAGGAAUUCGGCUGGAGAAUUAGUUGUGGAACUAAACAUGAGUGACAACCUGACAGCAGUUCUGUAUGAUCUUCAAGACAUGAGACUGGAACAGAGGCCGGUGCCCAAGCCAGGACCUGAAGACGUGCUCCUGCAUGUGGCCAGUGUGGGGAUCUGCGGCUCAGAUGUGGCCUACUGGUGGAGGGGUCGCACAGUCCGCAAUGUGGUGGAAACUGCUCUUGUGUUGGGCCACGAGAGUUCUGCCAAAGUGGUCACUUGCGGCUCGGACGUCCACAACCUAAAACCAGGUGAUCGGGUGGCCAUUGAACCUGGCGUCCCAUGUAGGAAGUGUGAGUACUGCAAGGGUGGCCAAUACAAUGUGUGUCCUGAGAUGAGGUUCUGUGCCACACCACCAGUCGAUGGUACCCUCACCAAGCACUUUGUUCACCCUGCUGACCUCUGUUUCAAGUUGCCAAAAAACGUGAGUGACGAGGAAGGAGCGAUGUUGGAGCCACUGGCAAUGGCCGUGUACUCAUGCCGACGAGCCGAAGUGGGCGGUGGCAGCAUUGUUUUGGUAUUGGGCGCCGGGUCCAUUGGACUGUUAACACUACUCACUGCAAAAGCAAUGGGUGCCGCAUCUGUCUGUAUAACGGACAUUAAUGAAGGUCGUCUGAGAUUUGCUAAGACUCUUGGUGCCAAUCGCAUCAUUAACGUCUCCGGUCAGAGUGAAGUGGAAGUGGCCGCCAGAAUCCAGCACGUAAUGCCGUCCCAGCCAACUGCCAUCAUUGAGUGCUCGGGGGCUGACUCUUCGUACAAGAUUGGAAUCCUGGCCAGUGCUCCCCGGGGUGUGAUGGUAUUGGUGGGACGAGGUAAACCCGACGUCACUCUUCCAAUUAUCGAAGCCGCCACCAAGGAGAUGGAUAUUCGUGGCGUCUACCGAUAUGCCAACUGUUACCCUGCAGCCCUGGCCCUUGUAUCCUCGGGGUUAGUGAAUGUGAGGCCCUUAGUGACCCAUCGCUUCCCAUUAACUCAGGUGGUCCAAGCCUUCCAAACGGCUAAGGAUGGAGCUGCUAUCAAGGUGAUGAUCCAGGUUGACCAGCGGUGCACAAGGAUGACGACAAGAACAUGGAUGGCUGUGGUGUUCACACUUCUUGUGGAGGUCAUCAGCAGCGGGGCGGAGGAGCAGAGCCAUACAGCCACCAGCAAGUCAGCUCUCGCUAAUAAAUUCGUCGGUGUUACGAGCAAAUGUUCUCAUGGAUCGCUGACGGUGGAGGUGAGGACAGAGGAGGCGUUCUUCGGAUCAGUGUACGCCCGUGGGUACCCUAGCCGGUGCCGUGUGAUGGGUCAAGGUACCACCACCACCUCCCUCCUCAUCUCUGCCCAGAAAUGUGGCGUAAAGGUCAUCGAAGACGAGUUGGGCCACCACACCUAUGAGCUGUUGGUAUACAUCCAGUUUGACAAGUGGGUACAGCAAGUAAUAGAUGAACAAGUGCAUAUUCGCUGCAAACUGGACCGUAAUCCCGGGGAACUGCAGGCUGUGGCGCAGAUGAACGUAGUCAAUAAGGAUGCUCGCACUGACAGAAAGAAGGAUGCCAACGAUGAGAUUAAUUCCAUUGCGGCUGUUGUGUUAGCUGGUUCCUCCUCCUCCUCCUCAUCACCCUCCUCAAGUGCAGAUGUCACCAGUACCAACAGCAACGUAGCAUCCAAACUUCGCCAACUUGCUUCCUCGCAUCAUAAGAACUCUUCCCACAGGAGUCGGGCUCAAGACGAUCCUAUGAGAGACUGGCAGCCCAUCAACCCACCCCCUGAGUUACUCCUCUGGCAGAACCAGCGGCCUGAGGGGGACCUGGAGCCAGUGUCGUGCUGGAUGGAUGUUGUGGCCGGGAAGACCAUGGACGGUAAACCAGUAAUGGACUAUUUGCUGGUGGGCGACGACACUACCAUGGUGCUCAAGGUGCGGCAGAGUCCCGGCCUCGAUACUCGCAUCACUUCCUGCGUAGCUCACGACGGUUCUGGCGACCAGAGUCAAGAACUGAUUGAUGAACACGGCUGUGCCAUCGACGAUGACAUCAUGCCGCCUCUCAGGGUAAAGUCUAAUCCUCGGACCGGGGUGAAGGUGGCUUACGCAUCCUUCAAGGCUUUCAAGUUCCCUGACCGAGACAACCUCCACCUCCGCUGCAUCGUCCUUGUCUGCCUGGGCUCCUGCAGUCUGCCUGUGUGUGGCCGUACAAACAACCGUGUGGGAAGACGGAUGGGAGGCCAGGGCAGUAUCCAACCACUUGAUGAUAUCCAGGAGAACCAGUCUGCGCUGACGCAGGUAGCGAGAGGCAAUACCCGUGCACUGCCAAGUCGUGUUCUGGACCGCGUGGAGGUGUUCAACUCUGUCGAGGUUCGAGCACCGGGGAUUGAGAGCCAACCAAACCUGGUAAAACAGUAUAGAAUUGACAAAGAACCGAUUGACUCUGUUGAUUUCUUCAGUGAUGAAAACAUGUUCUGCGUGACGCCUUACAAGAUGAUUUUAGCAUUUGGGGUACUGCUGACGGUGCUACUGUUAGCGGUCUUAUCCGCCUUAUACUCCUGCGUCAAGGCGAGGGUGACCAAGGCUCGUUUGCGUCCUCCGCAAGCUGUUGACACCCACCGCCAGUCCCGUGUCACCGGUCCCUACUACAGGUUUGCCCACUGAUAAUCCUUUCCACUCAGAAAUCCUCGACAGUCUACACAAUCUGCUGGUUUUUCGUUCCAAGAAUCACAUCUAGGAAUAUUUUUUUUAAAUUUUCAGGUGAACAGGUCAAAAUAAAAAGGGAAAUGUUUGAGUAAUAUAAUGUAUCCAUGAUAUACCUUAUCUAUAGCUGUAAUUCAUCUAAUUUCAUGUAUUUCAAAACUUUAAGGUGUUGUGCUUUUCUCUUAUGUAAAUGGUGUCAGUCUUGUGGGGUAAUUAUGUUAGUUAUUUAUGUUUAGUAAUUAUUGGGCAUUAUCUUGGUGAACAAAGUUUUUGUGUAUAGCGCGUUUUUUCCC
Messenger RNA from Homarus americanus (American lobster), 3580 nucleotides. RefSeq lists its product as uncharacterized. Gene Ontology annotation, molecular function: L-iditol 2-dehydrogenase (NAD+) activity. NCBI's taxonomy places the organism in Eukaryota, Metazoa, Arthropoda, Malacostraca, Decapoda, Nephropidae. Bases 624 to 3248 code for a protein of 874 amino acids. The record is from RefSeq and is a predicted model, not a curated record. The transcript has 19 exons. Gene Ontology annotation, biological process: D-sorbitol catabolic process.